AUGGUGAUCACGGUCGGCAGCGUCCCACCUUCACAUCUUUCAUCCUUCCCAAGGCUGACUAGACGGUGGAUCGUGGGGAACGUGACUGGGGCUUCGGUCUCAGGUCUCCUUUGUCGCAGAGCUUCUCGACUCUGCGACCCAAUCCACCUAGCGCGAAGCCUGGUCCACCAACCGUCCAGACGGCUAUUCCACACGGCUGUGUGGCCAUCCUACGGUGUCACCACACCCAGUCCUGAUCGGCAGCGCGCUGGACCUGCGCCAUCGCCUUUUCGAUUCGAGACCGGAUAUGCUUUCUGCGCCAAACGGCCGCCACGUCCAUUUCCCCCGCCCUUCUUGUCGCCCCCUUCAUCGUCCUUUUCCGAUCCCUUGACCACGCAUUCAUUGAGCCAGGAUAAGAGAUUAUCCGUACGGGGUGAACCCAUUCGUGGCUUGACAAAUGGAGACGACGCAAUACUUGCUGCGGAAACUUUUUUGGGGGUAGACGAUGGGGUUGGUGCGUGGGCGACAAAGCCUCAUGGACAUGCAGCACUAUGGUCUCGUCUUCUCCUUCACUUCUGGUCUCUCGAGGUCGAGCGUUUCGUGUCUGAGAAUGACACCGCACUGGAUCCUAUUCAAUACCUGCAGACUGCUUACGAACAAACAAUUCUUGCCACUGAAAAACCAACCAAAUGGCUUGGCACCACAACCUCGGCUACAGCAAUCUUACACUUCACUGGAGAUGAGGGGAGCAGCCUGCAACCGCUCCUCUACGUGACCAACCUGGGCGAUUGCAAGGUCUUGGUCAUUCGGCCAAGUGAAGACAAAGUUAUCUUUCGGACAGCGGAACAGUGGCAUUGGUUCGAUUGCCCAAUGCAGUUGGGUACGAAUAGUGUUGAUACUCCGCGCAAGGAUGCUGUCCUGUCAGAGGUUCCGCUUCAAGAGAAUGAUAUCGUGCUUGUAGUGUCCGAUGGGGUCAUGGACAAUCUUUGGGAGCACGAGGUACUAAAAAUCGUCAUGGACAGCACCAAGAAGUGGGACGAAAGUCGUUGCAAGAAUCAGAAUGUGUCUCCUACGUCUGACCUUGCGGAUCCACGGAUGGUGUAUACCGCCAGGGAACUUCUCAAUGCCGCCCUGAAUAUCGCUCGAGAUCCAUUCGCAGAGAGUCCGUUCAUGGAAAAGGCGGUGGACGAGGGUCUUGCCAUCGAAGGAGGCAAGAUGGACGACAUCUCCGUAGUGAUCGCCUCCUGCCACAGACGGGCCGGGUGA
This is a messenger RNA of Penicillium diatomitis, 1245 nucleotides long. RefSeq names its product PP2C family serine/threonine-protein phosphatase. The transcript has 3 exons. The record is from RefSeq and is a predicted model, not a curated record. Bases 1 to 1245 code for a protein of 414 amino acids. Lineage: Eukaryota; Fungi; Ascomycota; Eurotiomycetes; Eurotiales; Aspergillaceae.